AUGAACGAGGACCCCAGCAGCAGCAGCAGCAGCAGCAGCAGCAGCAGUGCUGCCCGGGGCCAGUUCUCUGCUGCUGCUGCUGCCUCUGGCUCAGACGCCGUCCCCGCAGCAGCAAACAGCAGCAGCAACAGCAACAGCAGCAGCAGCAGCAGCAGCUGUUCAGCAGGCGUGGGGGCCUCGAGCGGGGAAAUCGAAAGCGCACUGCAGGUGGUCCCCAGGGGCCCCCAGGCGGGCCCCCCGUACCCCGUGGGGGGCCCCCUGCAUCCUGGGGGGGCCCCCCUGUACCCUGGGGGGGCCCCCCUGUACCCUCUUGGGGGCCCCUGCUGCGCUGCUGGGGGGGCCCCCCCGAACUUGUCUGCUUCGCAGCUGCUGUCUCUUAGCCGCGUGGUGACAGAACUGACAAGCAGUGCAUGUCUUUUGAUUUAUAAAAUUAAAUCUGUUAUGAAAAAGGCAGUUGAACUCUCCAGACAGGCCCACCCUGCUGCUGCUGCUGCUGCUGCUGCGGGGGGGCGCGCGGAGAGCGCUGCGGGGGCUGCAGCCGCAGGGGCAACUGCGGCGCCAGAGGCAGCAAACGCAGAGUCUCGCGCAGCAGCCGCAGCAGCAGCAGCAGCGGACCUAGCAGCAGCAGCCAGAGACGCAGGGGAUGGUGCAGCAGCAGCAGCAGCAGCAGCAGAAGCAGCAGAAGCAGCAGAAACCGCGGCGGAAGCCGCAGCAAAGAGAUUCAAAGCAAUCAAACAAGAGUCGCAGGCUGCAGCUGCUGCUGCAGCGCAGAGCGGAGCGGGAGCAGCCGGAGCCGGCGGAGGAGGUGCUGCCACAGCAGCAGCAGCAGCUGCUGCUGCAGCAGCAGCAGCAAGAAAGCGUGUGCCGCGCACUCGCAUUACUGGUGCAGCACCAAAAGCUAGCAGCAGCAGUAACUCAGCUGCAGCUGCCAGUUCCGGUGUAUCUCCACUGCAUCAUCCGAGCCACGGGG
Messenger RNA from Eimeria tenella, 970 nucleotides. RefSeq lists its product as uncharacterized. The annotation marks the transcript as partial. NCBI's taxonomy places the organism in Eukaryota, Apicomplexa, Conoidasida, Eucoccidiorida, Eimeriidae. The record is from RefSeq and is a predicted model, not a curated record. The transcript is spliced from 3 exons.